Messenger RNA from Vombatus ursinus (common wombat), 754 nucleotides. RefSeq names its product SUN domain-containing protein 2-like. The transcript is spliced from 5 exons. Gene Ontology annotation, biological process: nuclear envelope organization. NCBI's taxonomy places the organism in Eukaryota, Metazoa, Chordata, Mammalia, Diprotodontia, Vombatidae. The annotation marks the transcript as partial. The record is from RefSeq and is a predicted model, not a curated record. Gene Ontology annotation, molecular function: protein-membrane adaptor activity. Gene Ontology annotation, cellular component: nuclear envelope; meiotic nuclear membrane microtubule tethering complex.
UUCUUCCCAAGAAGCCUUUGAGGAGAAAAGGCCAAAGGGGAUGGAUUCCCUAGAGGCCCAGCUGGUUGGCCUGAGGCAGGAGCUGGUGGCCUUGAGCCAGAGCCAGGCUGAGGUGGAAAAAGAAUUACACCUUUGGCCAGAGAAGAUGGCGGCCCUGCGCAACGAGAUGGAGUUUCAGGUCCCAGCCUUGAUGCAGAAAUACCAUCUCAGAGACCAGGGCACUCAGGCUGGGCUUGUACAGCUCGUGCAGGCCCAGCUUCAUGACCUGGAGCAAACACUGCUGAACCAUGUGGCAGAGGAGCAGGACAAGUCUGUCAACAAAAUUGCUACUGACUUGAGGCUGACCCUUCUAAAGGAAGGAGUGACCACCGGGGUGACCAAGGAGGAAGUGCAUGAGAUGGUGCAGCAGGCCCUGAAACUGUAUAGUGAAGAUCGAAUCGGGCAGGUGGAUUACGCCCUGGAGUCCUCAGGGGCCAGCAUUCUCAGUAGCCGCAGCUCAGAAACCUAUGGCACCAGGAUGGCCAUUGUCAGUCUGUUUGGCAUCACCUUGUGGUACCGUAUCCAGAACCAAAGAGCCAUCCUCCAGCCAAAUGUCUACCCUGGCAACUGCUGGGCAUUCCGGGGCCCCCAGGGCUUUGUUGGGGUUCGCUUGUCUGCCCUCAUCCACCUUACCGCUGUCACUCUGGAGCACGUGCCCAAAGCCCUGUCCCCAGACAGCGACAUCACCAGUGCCCCCAAGGACUUUGUCAUCUUG